Messenger RNA from Mugil cephalus (flathead mullet), 1870 nucleotides. RefSeq lists its product as uncharacterized. Bases 114 to 1373 code for a protein of 419 amino acids. Lineage: Eukaryota; Metazoa; Chordata; Actinopteri; Mugiliformes; Mugilidae. The transcript has 3 exons. The record is from RefSeq and is a predicted model, not a curated record.
GCUCACGGUUUCCGUUGACAUCCAGUUCGUAUACAUUACACUUACAAGACAGUUCGAGACUACUAAACCUUAUUUUGAGAAGAUAUUUUCAAGACAAAAACCAAGUUUGAGUUAUGGCAACGAAGACAUCCAACGCCAUGGACCAAACAACCAGUCCCCGGGAAGAGGACCCUCCUCCUACCACAGUGGACACCAUUCGCCCCAUUGUGGAUUCAUUCUUCAAAUGGAUUGAACCCAAGCAGUGGGAGCAUUUGCUCUCAGGAAACCCUGAUGACGAAACCCGGUACAUGCUGGCAGAGAUGCUAUCCAACAUGAUGGCGCUCAUUAUAGAAUCAACGCUGGCAGAGGUCGCAAGGAGAGGAGUUAAGCCGCCCGAGUACCUGUCGUCUAGUUUGGGGGAUGCACUGCCUCGAGCGUUCGCUCAAGUUCUGGACGUACCAGAUGAGGUCUGCCAUGAGAGCUCAGACUCCUUGAGGAGCAUCAUGGCCACAGAAGCAGCAGCGUGUGUCAACUCCAUGUACUUUCUUCGCACUAACCCAGUGCAUCCAUAUAGAAAGUACACCACUACUCUCAUGACAGUGGAUGAAAUGGUUGAUCGCGCCAUUAAAAUGCUUCAAGAGUGCACCGAGAAGAAGAGAGCCAUUUCCAGACAUUCGCCGCUGCAGCCGAAAUGCAGCCCGGGCACUUCCACACCCAGACACACGCAAGAAGACCAAGAAGACACGGAGUCUACAAAAAGUGAUGUCACCGAACGUGUGGAAGACAGACCUGCUCCAGACCACAACGUGUCUCUAAUGAGCAGGAUAAAGAGAUUCUUCAAAAAGCCACCUUCCAGACCGUCACCACCAACACCAACACAGAUGCCCGACGAAACAGUGACACCUGUGGAAGCCUUUUUGCUUCCGGACACAGCUUCCGUGUCCGCCUUUGCACCUGACGAGAACCCUGACGAGAAUUCAAGAGCAAAGGAAGAAAUAUUCGUGAACAGCGUUACAAAGGACCUGAUUUCACGAGCCCUUAAAAAGUCAGGGAUGACCUACACUAUAGAUUCCCUAGAUGACGUCCACCAGGGACUGUUCGACAAAAUCUUGGAAGAGGUCGACAGCAAAGAUUUUAAUAUCGACUUAAACAAGUUGAAGGAGCUGGACAAAGCCAUUGUCAAGGACCUCAGUAAAAGACUACACUGCUCCACGAAAACUGUGGGGAUACUUAUAAUCUUAAAAAAUCCACGUGUAAAAGACUUGAUCGUGUCUUCUUUUAAGAAGCAGUUGAAGAGACACUCCGAGGAGCCUGGCACCAUCAGAGAGAUGUUCACAGCAAUUGGAAGAACUUUAACCUACCCGACAUACGGCCCCACAAUCCUGGUGUUUUAAAAGUUAACAUCUACAUCUUCAUUGAUGAAUCCAACUCAGAGCUCAAGCAGGAGGUUACCCACUUCCCCUCCCCGCCCCCCCCACUGAUUGCUGCAAGUCAGAGAGCAGUGGAGGACGGGGUUACUUACAUCCGGGGACACCUUCUUCUUCACUAGUUUCUGCGAGUCAGAGAACAGUGGAGGAGGGGGUCACCUGAAUGUGGGGACACUUCCUGUUCCUGACCUGUUUGUGGGUUUACCUUUUCCUCUGCUGGAAUCUGCUAGACGGAGACCAGUGGAGCAGGAGGACGCCUACGAAUGGGUCAGGAAUUUGAGCGCGUACCAUCAUCUUGUUGGACACCAGGACCACCUGACAACCAGAGGGCCAAGGAUUGACUUUUCCUGACUGUGGCGCCUGUACUGCACCGUCACCCUACUGCCACCCUACUGCCACCCUACUACUACUACUUCUCUUCACCUGCUAUCGAAAUAAUAAAAAAAAAAAAAAAAAAAAAAAAA